Messenger RNA from Myotis davidii, 6686 nucleotides. It is a transcript of the gene ADAMTS20, whose product is annotated as ADAM metallopeptidase with thrombospondin type 1 motif 20. Gene Ontology annotation, molecular function: metalloendopeptidase activity; zinc ion binding. The coding region runs from base 1 to 5457 and encodes 1818 amino acids. Gene Ontology annotation, cellular component: extracellular matrix. NCBI's taxonomy places the organism in Eukaryota, Metazoa, Chordata, Mammalia, Chiroptera, Vespertilionidae. The transcript is spliced from 38 exons. Gene Ontology annotation, biological process: proteolysis; extracellular matrix organization. The record is from RefSeq and is a predicted model, not a curated record.
AUGAGUACCAGGAGGCAGGGAUUGUUGGCGGCCUGCCUGUCACACAGGGGCCUCAAAGCUAAGGAUUGCGUCCUCAGGGUAGAGGUGCUAAGUAGGAGUAUAGAGUGUCCCUGUGCCAAGUUUUGCAAGGACUGGAGCCUUGACAGGAAACAUGGAUCCGGCAAGCAUCACGGAUUUCAGACUCAGUUGGAAGCGCUGGUGAGGACCCUGACCUCGUACGAAGUGGUGACCCCCGCGCGGGUCAAUGAGUUCGGCGAAGUGUUCCCUCAGAGCCAUCACUUCAGUCGGAGGAAGCGCAGCUCAGAGGCGCCCGAGCCCCCGCCGUUCCGGACCCACUACCGAAUCAGCGCCUACGGGCAGCUGUUCCAGCUGAACCUGAGCGCGGACGCGGCCUUUCUGGCGGAGGGCUUCACCGAGGUGCACUUGGGGACCCCCGCGCGCGGGGCGGAGGAGAGCCGGGCGGUGUCCCCAGGCCUGCGCCACUGCUUCUACCGGGGCCAGGUCAAUGCUCGGGAGGAUCACAUAGCGGUCUUCAGCCUCUGUGGAGGCCUGAUGGGAACAUUUAAAGCACAUGAUGGUGAAUAUUUCUUAGAACCUUUAAUGAAGGCAGAUGGGAGUGAACAUGACGAUGAUCACAACAAGCCACAUCUUAUAUACAGACAGGAGUUAAAGAGGAACUAUUUUCUGCAUCCUCAUAAGCCUUGUGAUGUUUCAGAAAGUCAAAUAAAGAAAACCACUUUACCUUUUGAUAACUACAGCAACAUGAGUGAAGAUCUUAACAUGGAAGUAGUUUUAGGACACCCUUCAAAAAAUGUGUCACUGGAAAAUGAAAAAAGUCAAUUACAUUCCAGGAAAAAACGGUUUUUAUCAUAUCCAAGAUACGUGGAGGUUAUGGUGACAGCUGACGCUAAAAUGGUUCAUCAUCACGGUCCGAAUUUGCAGCACUAUGUACUGACUCUGAUAUCAAUUGUUGCAGCAAUCUACAAGGACUCAAGUAUUGGAAAUCUUAUAAACAUAGUUAUUGUAAAAUUAAUUGUAAUUCAUAAUGAACAGCACCACUACCCAUUGUUAAUUCACACCUUUGUUUCAGCAACUCUGAUGCCACCAGAAUAUUUACAUCCCAGGGAAGACAUUUGUGGAGCUAGAGAGAAAUGUGACACAUUAGGCUUGGCAGAAUUAGGCACCCUGUGCGAUCCUUUACGGAGCUGUUCUAUUAGUGAAGAAAAUGGUCUCAGCGCCGCCUUUACCAUAGCCCACGAGUUGGGGCACGUAUUUAAUGUUCCACAUGAUGAUAGUUUUAAAUGUAAGGAAUCUGGAAUUAAACAUCAAUAUCAUGUGAUGGCUCCAACUCUAAAUUACCACACAAGUCCUUGGACCUGGUCAAAAUGUAGUCAGAAAUAUAUCACUGAAUUUCUAGACACUGGUCAUGGGGACUGCCUCCUUGACAAACCAAAUGGGAGAAUAUAUGAUCUGUCCUCACAACUUCCUGGAUUAAUGUAUGAUGUAAACAAGCAGUGUGAACUUAUGUUUGGUCCUGGAUCACAAGUGUGUCCCUAUUUGAAACAGUGCAGGCGUCUCUGGUGCACCAGUGCAGAAGGAGUCCACAAGGGCUGCCGUACUCAGCACAUGCCACUGGCAGACGGAACCAACUGUGGUCCUGGGAUGCAUUGCCACCAUGGGCUGUGUGUAAACAAAGAAAUGGAAACACGUCCUGUAGAUGGUGAAUGGGGACCCUGGGGACCUUACAGUUCUUGUUCAAGAACAUGUGGAGGUGGAAUCAAAAGCACAACCAGGCUCUGUAAUCGCCCCGAGCCGAGAAACGGAGGCAAGUACUGUGUGGGCCGCAGGAUGAAAUUUCGAUCAUGUAAUACUGAUUCCUGUCCAAAAGGAAAGCAAGACUUCCGUGAGAAGCAGUGCUCUGAUUUUGAUGGUAAACAUUUCAACAUCAAUGGUCUUUCCCCUAACGUGAGAUGGCUUCCAAAGUACAGUGGGAUUGCCAUAAAAGAUCGCUGUAAACUCUACUGUCGGGUUGCUGGAACCACUAACUUCUACCAGUUGAAGGACAGGGUUGCCGAUGGUACCCCUUGUGGAACUGAAACUAACGACAUCUGUGUUCAAGGCCUGUGUCGGCAAGCUGGUUGUGACCAUGUGUUAAACUCCAAGGCCAGGAGAGACAAAUGUGGUGUGUGUGGUGGGGAUAAUUCAUCAUGCAGGACAAUGUCAGGAGUCUUCAACAGUGCUCAUUAUGGUUAUAAUGUUGUCGUAAAGAUUCCCGCAGGAGCAACCAACAUUGAUAUUCUUCAGCACAGCUAUUCUGGAACACCAGCAGAUGACAAUUACCUUGCAUUAUCUGACACUCAAGGGAACUUUCUUUUGAAUGGAAAUUUUGUUGUAAGUAUGGCAAAGAAAGAAAUCCAUGUACAAGGAGCCAUUUUUGAAUACAGUGGUUCAAACAGCUCAACCGAACGAAUCAACAGUACUGAUCGGCUAGAAGAAGAACUUGUUUUGCAGGUUUUGUGUGUGGGUAAUUUGUACAACCCUGAUGUACGUUAUUCCUUCAAUAUCCCUGUGGAAGAGAAGAGAGACCAGUUCACGUGGGACCCUUAUGGACCCUGGCAAGACUGUACCAGGAUGUGCCAAGGUCUUCAUAGAAGAAAAAUUGCCUGCAUACGUAAGAGUGAUCUUAUGGUGGUGCCUGAUCACAGAUGUGACCACCUACCACUUCCAUUGUUUGUGACUGAAAGAUGCAAUACAGACUGUGAACUAAGGUGGCACAUCAUCGGCAAAAGUGAAUGUUCAUCCCACUGUGGUCAAGGAUACAGGUCCUUGGACGUCCACUGCAUGAAGUAUUCCGUGCAUAAAGGACAGACUGUGCCAGUAGAUGACCACUACUGCAGUGACCAACUGAAACCUCCGACCAGAGAGCCCUGCCAUGGCGACUGCGUGUUAACAAGGUGGCAUUAUUCAGAAUGGUCCCAGUGCACAGCCACCUGUGGACAUGGGUAUCAGAUGCGUGCUGUGAAGUGUGUGGAUGAGCUGCUCAGUGCCGUGUUGGAUGACAGACUGUGCUAUGGAGCUAGUCGCCCCAGUGACAGGCAGGACUGCAUCAUGAUACCUUGCCCAGUUAUCCCUAAAACUGGGACCACUUCAUUACCAGCUGUUCCCAUGGGAAAGACAGCACAGUGGCGAUAUGGUUCUUGGACUCCAUGUUCUGCAUCUUGUGGAAGAGGCAACCAAGCCCGCUAUGUAAGCUGCCGUGAUGCUCAUGACGGAAUAGCAGAUGAAUCAUAUUGUGCACAUUUACCUCGACCUGCUGAAAUCUCCAUCUGUUUUAGCCCUUGUGGGGAGUGGCAAACAGGGGAUUGGUCACCUUGUUCAGCUUCCUGUGGCCAUGGAAAAACAAACCGGCAAGUUUUAUGCAUCAAGUACCAUCAGCCAAUUAAUGAGAAUCACUGUGACCCUGAAGUUCGCCCUUCAGCCGAACAGGAAUGCAAUGUGGCAGCCUGCCAGCCCUCGUACAGCAACUUUCCGAGUUCCUCUGAGCAGCCAAACCAUUUUCCAGGCAGGAAUUUUCCACUAACUCACAAACCAGAAGAUAAUGAAAAGUGGGGGGUCCAUCCAUCAAUCAGAGGAAACCAAUGGAGAACAGGACCAUGGGGUUCGUGCUCCAGCAGCUGUGCUGGCGGCGUUCAGCGUCGGGUUGUGGUCUGCCAGGAUGAAAACGGACAGAGUGCCCAUUACUGUGAUGUGGACGCCAAACCCCCUGAGGCAAAGCAUUGUGACACAGGACCCUGUCCACAGUGGAACUACGGGAGCUGGGGAGAAUGUACACAAACAUGUGGAGGAGGAAUAAAAUCAAGAUUUGUUAUAUGUCAAUUUCCCAACGGCCAAAUGUCACAGGAGCAAAACUGUGAAAUCUUGAACAAGCCACCUAGCGUGGCACAAUGUCAUGUUCAUGCUUGCCCUGAUGAUGUCUCAUGGCAUCGGGGACCAUGGAAUUCGUGUUCAGCUUCUUGUGGUAAAGGUUUAAAGUACCGUGAGGUGCUUUGUGUUGACCAAGUUCAAGGGAAAUUAGAAGAAAAAUACUGCAGUCAUCUCCGGAAACCUCGAACUCACAAAGCUUGUAGAUCUGGCAGGUGCCCUUCGUGGAAAGCCAAAAGAUGGAAGGAGUGCUCUGUGACCUGUGGCCUUGGAGUUGAGCAAAGGGAUGUGUACUGCCGACUGAGAGGCGUUGGUCCGGUGGCCGAAGAAAUGUGUGACCGGUCCACACGGCCUCAUUCGCAGAGGCAGUGCUGGCGCCAGGACUGCAUACAGUCCCAGUGGGUGGCAGGAGAGUGGUCGGAUUGUUUAACAUCAUGUAAAAUGAAGGAGACGCAUCGGCAAGUGCAGUGCAUUGACGCACAAAACAUUCAAGUGAAUGAAAGUUUCUGUGACCCUUCAACCAGACCUCUUUCCAUCAAAAAGUGCAAGAACCUUCCCUGCAAGUACAUUGUGGUAACAGGAGACUCAUCUCAGUGUGCUGGUAACUGUGGAUUUAGUUACCGACAAAGGAUUACAUAUUGCAUUGAGAUUCGGUCUACUGAUAGAUAUAAGCUCCAUCAGCUUUGGCCUAUAGACUAUCGAGAAUGCCCUGUGCUGCCUUCACCACAGACUUACAAAUGCAAUCUAAGGAGCUGUUUGCACAUGGCCACUUGGAAAGUUGGAAAAUGGAGCAAGUGCUCAGUGACUUGUGGAGUGGGGGUAAUGGAGAGAAGAGUGGAAUGCAUGGCUGAAAACGGUUGGUCCAGUGACUUAUGUUUAAAGCGUUUAAAGCCAGAUGCUCAAAAGAAAUGUUAUGUCAAUGACUGCAAAACAUUUACCAGCUGCAAAGAAAUCCAAGGGGAAAACAACAUUACCAAGGAUGGUGACUAUUACCUUAACAUUGAAGGAAGAAUAAUAAAGGUUUAUUGUGCAGAUAUGCACUUGGAAGACCCCAAGGAAUAUAUAUCAUUGGUCAAAGGUGAAGAAGACAACUUUUCUGAAGUGUAUGGUUUUAGACUACAAAAUCCAUACGAAUGUCCUUUUAAUGGAAGUAGGAGGCUAGACUGUGAAUGUACAAAUGACUACCUGGCUGCUGGACACACAGUUUUCAGCAAAAUAAGAAUUGAUCUCACUUCUAUGCAAAUUAAAACUACAGACCUUCUAUUUGCUCAGACAGUAUUUGGAAAAGCAGUUCCAUUUGCCACGGCUGGAGAUUGCUACAGUGCUGCCAGAUGCCCACAGAACCAGUACAGUAAAAUACUCUCUGGAACUGGGAUGAAGAUAUCCAGCACUGCCAAGUGGCUGGCUCAGGGCAGUUACGCCUCUGUCGUCAUCCACAGAUCACAAGAUGGAACCAAAGUCUACGGCAGAUGUGGAGGGUUUUGUGGAAAGUGUGUUCCUCACCUGACGACUGGCCUCCCAAUUCAAGUGAUCUGAGCAUUCAGAAGUGAGAAGUGUGUCCCAAAGAGGAGACAGUCUUUAAACCUGCAAAUAACCGGUGCUCAUUUCUUUCAUCUUCCCUUCCUGAGAUUUCCGUGUCCAAAAGGUCUGUGACUUUGUUUAGGGUGCUCACCAGGGAGUCAAAUCCCCACUUAAUUUUUUCAAGGCCUUCAACUUAAUAGGUAUAUAACUCUAAUCAGGAUAUUUUUUUAAAAAGUACUUAUUUAUGGUGGAAUAUGCAGGGAUGUCUGGAUGAAUUAUACCAAGAUAAUAUUGCAGUUAACAGCUUGGACUCGACCACAGUUAAACCUAUAGACAUACAUGUAAACCUCUACUCAGUAGUCUACUGUACAAUGAAAUGUUUGCUCUACUUGUUAAGUGGAAAAUGAACUUAUUUAAAACUACCAUAAACAUUAUUUCAUGUCAGGUGAAUAGUAGUAAAUCAAUAGUUACUUUGAAAAAGUACAUAGCCAUUAUACUUACUGAUACAGCAUAGAUACCUUGUUUUAUAUUCCUUUCAUUGUGAAUUAUGGUGCUUCAAAUUUUAAAAAUCCUAAAAAUGUAUGCUUGGGUUAAAUACUAAAUAACUUUUGUGGGUAUAAUACAAAAGAAGGUAUAAUAUAGCAUUUUAAAACACCUACCUCUAAUUUAAUGUGUACGCUCUCUAUGUCUUUAUAACUCUCACGUGUAUAUAUCUGCUCUUAAAAAUCUAUUUUCUCAAAGUUUAUACUGUAUUUUAUUAAACAAAUACAGAAGUGAGAACUAUUGAAAUUUUGAAGAUUCAAUAAAGAAAAUUAUUUUUACAUGUGCAAAAUUUUUAUUAGAGAUGUUCAUGUUAAGAGAUGUUCAUGUUAUUUUAUACCUAAGAUUUCUCAAAGCCAGAACAUAAAAGAUUGUAAAAAUUAACUAUCCUUGGACAAAUUCUCAGGUAUUAAAUUUUUUCAGGUGGAUAAUUGUGUAUUGUAUAAUAAUGUGGUUUUUAAACUAAUCAUAGAUAAAUAAUAUGUUAUAUGGAAACCUACUCUGUAAAACAAAACUGAAUCUACUCAUAGAAUUUUAUCAGUUAAUAAUAGAUUAAUUUUACCCACAAAGUUUUCCCCCAAACAUUUAUUAGAGGUAUAUUGUACCAUAUAAGGUACUGAAGCAAUUUUGUGCCAAUGUGGCUAAACAUUUAGGGAUCUCUGUAUCAGAAAUAAAGUAUUUUGCACUAUGUGCCUUAAAUCAGU